AUGAGAAUCCCAACAAAAGUGGGUCUUAUUUCUACUCUAAGAAACAUUGAUAUUGUGGUCAUACACGCUGUACAAAAGAGGGCCUCAAACAUGAGAUCCUUGGAAGAGGAGGACCUGGUUACCAAGCUGAACUCGUUGAAUAUCAUCGUCAUAUCAUGUAAAGGGAAGGUGGGAAUUGGAGAACCUUCACCAAUGAUGGCAUAUGCGCGCAGCUUGCACGAUGCCAAGCUUAAGUCUCAAGCUUUACACAGAUUGGCCUGA
Messenger RNA from Dovyalis caffra, 261 nucleotides. Lineage: Eukaryota; Viridiplantae; Streptophyta; Magnoliopsida; Malpighiales; Salicaceae. The record is from the annotation of a GenBank genome assembly.